Messenger RNA from Silurus meridionalis, 3450 nucleotides. It is a transcript of the gene dhx36, whose product is annotated as DEAH (Asp-Glu-Ala-His) box polypeptide 36. Gene Ontology annotation, molecular function: G-quadruplex RNA binding; ATP binding; DNA helicase activity. The record is from RefSeq and is a predicted model, not a curated record. Gene Ontology annotation, cellular component: cytoplasm; nucleus; intracellular anatomical structure. Lineage: Eukaryota; Metazoa; Chordata; Actinopteri; Siluriformes; Siluridae.
AUCAGACGUCGCCAGGACCAGGAAGAUUGAUGACGUUGUUUUUGUGCGCCAGGGAACCGGCUUGUGAUUAAUUCGUAAACGUUGGUGAAUUCGCGUGUGCACAUUUCAGGUUUAUUUUAUUUAUAUGUAAGAUGUAGUUGGGGGCUGAAGGUCACAUGGAAUAAGAUCUGAAUUAUAAAUAAAAACGUUUUUUGUUUGUGUUCAAUUUGAGCGGCGUUUGUUGUGUUGAUGUCUGAGACACAGAGCAGCGCUGAAUAAGACCCAGUGUAGGUUUCCGCUAUGAGUUCUGGUUAUGGGAGAGGACGCGGCCGCAGAGGAGGACGUGGUGGAGGCGGAGGAGGAGAGCGAUGGAGCUCCGACUGGGAUGCCGGGGAUGAGCAGCAUCGAGGCGGAGGAGGCCGCGGGAGACACCCGCCGCACCUGAAAGGCAGAGAGAUCGGACUGUGGUACGCCAAACGGGGGGGACAGAAACGCGCAGAGGACGAGAGGAAGUCGAGAGCCGUGGUUCAGAUGGACGAGUCGCGAGAGCAGCGCAUCACACAGCUGCUGAAUUCAGUCCAGAGAGAACCCUCACGUGACUCCGGCUUCCAGUACCGGCAGCCCAAACCGGAACCGAGCGGCCACAGCUACUUUGACGGCGACGAUCCUCCAGAGGAGCUGCAGCAAACGAUGAAAGUGGCUAAAAUGGAGUCUGUGAAGGUGAAGGUGGAGAAAGAGGAGCCGGAGCUGAUGACCAGCGUCAGGGAGAAGCGUGUGGAUCGAGAUCUUGAGUACCUGGUGCAGGAGAUCAGUCGAAAUCCUUCACUAGAUGAAGAGCUGGAAAAAGACCUUCAGAGCAAAAGACAGAAUUCGAAAUACCUGGACAUGCUGAUGUUCAGAGAGAAGCUGCCGUCCUACAAUAUGAGAGAGGAGCUGGUGACGCUGAUCCAGUCUAACCGCGUGGUGGUGGUGAGCGAAACCGGCUGUGGCAAAACCACACAGGUCACUCAGUUCAUCUUGGACGACUACAUCGGGCGUGGCAUGGGCUCUCUCUGCAGGGUGGUGUGCACACAGCCCCGGCGUAUCAGCGCCAUAUCGGUAGCCGAGAGGGUGGCGGCGGAGAGGGCGGAGUCUGUGGGAGAAGGGAAGUCUUGCGGAUAUCAGAUCCGUCUGCAGAGCCGGUUGCCACGGAAACAAGGCUCGGUGCUGUAUUGUACCACGGGAAUUAUUCUUCAGUGGCUGCGCUCAGAUCCGUGUUUGUCCAGCAUCAGUCAUCUGGUCCUGGACGAGAUCCAUGAGCGCAGUCUGCACUCAGACGUCCUCCUCACCAUCGUGAAGGACCUGCUGAGGCACAGAGACGAGCUGAAGGUGGUGCUCAUGAGCGCGACGCUGAACGCCGAGAAGUUCAGCAGGUACUUCGAUAACUGCCCCAUGGUCCACAUUCCAGGACACACCUUCCCUGUCAAAGAGUAUCUGCUGGAGGAUGUGAUCCACAUGACUGGGUUUCGGCCGCAGCAGCAGCACGAUCGGCGUCCUCGCUUCAGGAGGGGCUUCCUGAACGGCCAACACGUACGUCCUGAGAAGCUGGAGAAAGAAGAAGAAUACAAGGAGAGCUGGCCGUGUUUCGCUCGCACACUUCGAGAGAGGUUCUCCGACAGCACUAUCGAAGUUUUGGAGAUGUUGGACGAGGACGACAAGAUCAACCUGGAGCUGAUCGUAGCACUCAUCCGCCACAUCGUGCUGAAUGAAGACGACGGAGCCAUCUUGGUCUUCCUGCCUGGCUGGGACAACAUCAGCAGCCUGAAUGACCUGUUCAUGGCCGACCAGAUGUUUAAAUCGGAUAAGUUUGUGAUCAUUCCACUGCACUCGCUGAUGCCCACAGUCAACCAGACGCAGGUUUUUAAAAGGCCACCUCCUGGAGUCCGGAAGAUUGUGAUUGCUACGAACAUUGCAGAAACCAGUAUUACGAUUGAUGACGUGGUGUAUGUGAUUGACGGAGGGAAAAUUAAGGAAACCCACUUCGACACGCAGAACAAUAUCAGUACCAUGACGGCGGAGUGGGUGAGUCUCGCCAACGCCAAGCAGAGGAAAGGACGCGCUGGCAGGGUGUCUCCAGGUAAAUGCUACCACCUGUAUAAUGGCCUGAGGGCGAGUCUGCUGGAUGCAUAUCAGCUCCCUGAGAUCCAGCGCACGUCGCUCGAAGAGCUCUGCCUCCAGAUAAAGAUCCUGAAAUUGGGCUCGAUAGCAUCAUUCUUGAGGAAGACUUUGGACCCCCCAUCGGACAAAGCCAUCGAGCUGGCUGUCACUCACCUAAUGGAUCUGAAUGCAUUAGACCGGAGCGAGGAGUUGACUCCGUUGGGAUUCCACUUGGCCCGCUUGCCUGUGGAGCCACACAUUGGGAAGAUGAUUCUGUUCGGAGCGCUGCUCGCCUGCCUGGACCCGGUGCUAAUCAUUGCAGCUAGCCUUAGCUUUAGAGACCCAUUCUCUAUUCCACUGGGGAAGGAAAAAAUUGCUGACCAGAGAAGAAAAACUCUUUCCAAAAACACUAAGAGUGAUCACCUGACUGUAGUGAACGCCUUCCGGGGCUGGGAGGAGGUGAAGAGGCGGGGCUACAGGUACGAGCGGGAAUACUGCUGGGACAACUUCCUGUCUGCCAACACACUGCAGAUGUUACAGAAUAUGAAAGGACAGUUUGCAGAGCAUCUCCUGGCCGCCGGCUUCGUGAGCAGUAGAGACCCGAAGCAUCCCGACGCCAACAUUAACUCCGACAAUGAGAAGCUCCUGAAGGCGGUGAUCGUAGCCGGUUUAUACCCCAAAGUGGCCAAGAUUCGCCCGAGCCCACACAAGAGGAGACCCAUACCAGCGAAGGUGUACACCAAGGCUGAUGGGAAGGUCUGUAUACAUCCCAAAUCGGUCAACUCGGAGGAGACGGAGUUCCACUACACCUGGCUCAUCUAUCACUUGAAGAUGAGAACCACUAGUAUCUUCCUGUAUGACUGCACAGAGGUGUCUCCAUUCUCGCUCCUCUUCUUCGGUGGUGACAUCUCCAUCCAGAAGGACAAGGAGCAGGAGACCAUUGCAGUAGACGAAUGGAUCGUCUUCCAGUCUCCUGCCCGCAUUGCUCAUUUGGUCAAGAACCUGAAGAAAGAGCUGGAUCUGCUGCUGGAGGAGAAAAUUAAGCAGCCUCGUCCGGUCGACUGGAGCGACCGCGCCUCCAAGGACUGCGCCGUGAUCUCGGCCAUCAUCGACCUCAUCACCACGCAGGAGAACACGACGUCCAUGCAAGAGCCCUACAGGAAGAGCUGCCAGCAUUGGGACUAGAGCCAGUGAACACACACACACACAGUGAGUGUGUGUGUGUGAGAUCUGCUUUAACGAUGCAAUGAGCAGAAUUUCUCCUUUAACAUCAAUCGCUGAACAUUUCACUUCCCGAUUAAAAAACUCAAUAAAAAAACAUUCAAAACAGUAAAA